AUGUGCUUGGCGCUGCCGCGGGAGGUGAAGGCUCUUGAGCCGGUGAACAGAGAGGAGGGAGGAGAGGAGCAGGGAGGCAGGGUGACUGGGAACAAGUGGCCACUGUUGUUCAGGACGCUUCAGGAGUUUGUCAUGAGGCUUCCAGCGGCUCUCCGGUGUUUGGAUCCGUUCGUGCUUUUGUUCCUGCUGCUCCCGUUCACCUCACAGAACCGGAUCAUCGCAGAGACACCGGACCUCCAGAUGUUCCCCACCUCCGGACUCGGGGUGAAGGAGCACUCGCAGAUUGUUGCCCAGCACAAUAGACUGCGCAGCCGGGUCAAACCCAUGGCGGCUAACAUGCAAAAAAUGGAGUGGAAUGAGAAGUUGGCCGUACUUGCAAAGGAGAGAGCUGCAUUGUGUCACGCGGAGCCGUCACUUCAACACGCCUCAUCUUUCAGUCACACAGGCUGGAACACACGUCUCUCCGUUUACGGUGUCACGUCUUUUUCUGACAUCAUUGACUCCUGGUUUGAGGAGGGAAACGAUUUUCUCUACUCGAGCGGGCGAUGUAGAGAAAAUGCCACCUGUCAACACUACACGCAGCUGGUCUGGGCUACUUCGAGUCACCUGGGAUGUGCCGGCCAGCUGUGUCUGAGAGACGGGCAACUCUGGGAGAUGUUUGUCUGCGCAUAUUAUCCUGGCCAUUCAAUUUCAGUGCAUUCUGUCCCAACAGAUAAGGUGCAGUUUCCCUUUCACAGCUGUGAUGUGAUGAUAGAUGGAAACUGCUUCAUGGUGUCUUCAGAAGCUGAAUCCUACUACGGAGCCAAAAGUCACUGUCAGGAACUAGGAGGCGCUCUAGCUCAAAUCCACAGUCAGAAGGUUCAGGACAUCCUGGCGUUUUAUCUCACUCAGCUGGAGACGAGCAACGAGGUCAUGAACACCGACUUUGAAACACGAAACUUCUGGAUAGGUUUGACUUAUAAGCCUCCGAAAGACUCAUUUCGCUGGGACACAGGAGAGAUCCCUACAUUCAGCAGCUUUGCCUUCGGGCAGCCUGACAACCACGGGUUUGGAAACUGUGUGGAGCUGCAGGCAUUAAGCGCCUUCAACUGGAAUGACCAGCGCUGUAAAACACGGAACCGAUACAUCUGCCAGCAUGGUGCAGAGCGUAUUUCCCAGUGGGACGACGGCAGCUGACCUGGA
This is a messenger RNA of Stegastes partitus (bicolor damselfish), 1182 nucleotides long. Its product is annotated as C-type lectin domain family 18 member B-like. The record is from RefSeq and is a predicted model, not a curated record. The transcript has 9 exons. Lineage: Eukaryota; Metazoa; Chordata; Actinopteri; Pomacentridae. The coding region runs from base 1 to 1176 and encodes 391 amino acids.